GCAUAUCCACACAAGAUUCUCACAGGUCGAAGGUCCAGGAUGCACACCAUCAGGAAAACUUGCGGGCUAGCGGGGUUCCCUAAAAGGGAUGAAAGUGUUCAUGAUGCUUUUGGGGCAGGGCACAGUUCUACAAGCAUAUCAGCGGGCCUUGGCAUGGCUGUUGGGAGGGAUCUACUGGGAAAGAAGAAUAGUGUCAUCUCAGUGAUCGGAGAUGGAGCAAUGACUGCUGGUCAAGCUUAUGAGGCCAUGAACAACGCAGGAUUUCUUGAGGCUAACAUGAUAGUCAUACUGAAUGAUAACAAGCAAGUCUCUUUACCAACUGCCACACUUGAUGGCCCUGCAACCCCAGUUGGAGCACUAAGCGGUGCUUUAAGCAAAAUUCAAGCAAGCACCCAAUUCCGAAAACUCAGAGAAGCCGCAAAAAGCAUCACAAAGCAAAUAGGGGGGCAAACACAUGAAGUUGCAGCGAAGGUAGAUGAGUAUGCAAGAGGAAUGAUCAGUGCGUCCGGAUCUACACUUUUCGAGGAACUCGGUUUAUAUUACAUUGGUCCUGUGGAUGGUCACAACAUUGGAGACCUAGUCAGCAUUUUCCAGAAAGUGAAAGCGACGCCUGCCCCAGGUCCUGUUUUGAUUCACGUUGUGACAGAGAAAGGGAAAGGAUACCCCCCAGCAGAGGCAGCAGCUGAUAAAAUGCAUGGUGUUGUCAAGUUUGACCCAAAAACUGGCCAACAGUUUAAGCCGAAGUCUCCAACACUUUCAUAUACCCAAUACUUUGCUGAAUCCUUGAUAAAGGAAGCUGAAAUGGACAAUAAGAUAAUAGCUAUUCAUGCAGCCAUGGGUGGAGGAACGGGUCUAAAUUAUUUCCAAAAAAGGUUUCCCGAACGCUGCUUUGAUGUGGGGAUAGCUGAACAACACGCUAUUACAUUUGCAGCAGGGUUAGCCACAGAAGGUCUCAAGCCAUUCUGCGCUAUCUAUUCAUCAUUCCUGCAACGUGGCUAUGAUCAGGUGGUGCAUGAUGUAGAUCUUCAGAAACUACCUGUCCGCUUUGCUAUGGAUAGAGCUGGUUUGGUUGGUGCAGAUGGACCAACCCACUGCGGAGCAUUUGAUAUCACAUACAUGGCCUGCUUGCCCAACAUGGUGGUCAUGGCUCCAUCUGAUGAAGCGGAACUGAUGCACAUGGUUGCAACAGCAGCGGCGAUAGAUGACAGACCAAGUUGCUUUAGAUUCCCGAGGGGUAAUGGAACUGGAGUCAUUUUGCCCCCCAGUAACAAAGGAACCCCACUUGAGAUAGGAAAAGGCAGAAUGCUGAUAGAAGGUAGCAGGGUUGCUAUAUUAGGAUACGGUUCUAUAGUUCAACAAUGCCUGCAAGCUGCAAAAGUCCUCCAAAGAGAAGGCGUUUCUGUGACUGUUGCCGAUGCUAGGUUCUGCAAACCGUUGGAUACUACUCUCAUCAAGCAACUAGCCAAGGAACAUGAAAUCCUCAUCACGGUCGAAGAAGGAUCUAUUGGAGGUUUUGGAUCUCACGUGUCACAAUUCCUAAGCUUAGUUGGUAUCUUGGAUGGACCUUUAAAGUGGAGGUCACUGAUGCUUCCCGAUAGAUACAUCGAUCACGGAUCACCCCAAGAUCAGAUUGAAGAAGCAGGACUGUCAUCAAAGCAUAUUGCUGCAACAGUCUUGUCUCUUCUGGACAGGCCAAAAGAAGCUCUUCUGUUCAAGUAAAAUCACAUGGAACGAAAUUCACAUCAUCAGACUAAAACAUAAAUCCUUAUAAGACUUGAAGUUAGCUCUGCAAGUGGAACCUGCAAAAAACUGCCCUUGUAAGCCACUUCAUGAGUACUUCUGAUCUGAAUUAACACCCCCAGUGAGCCCACAUCUUAAUGCCCCUAUAAGUUGUAACUAAAGGAACUAGUACCUUACUUUUUGUACAUUAAUUGAAUGACAAUAAUCACAAAUUAAGAGACCAAUAUGCAGUACACAGGUCACCAAAAUUAUGAUUUUAAGUCAAGCAACAGUAGGCUAAUCUCUAAUAAGAAGCAAAAAUACAAAAAUCUUUGGUUGUGAUCUGAAAUCUGGGACAUGUCAAUCGUUAUCUUGAUGUCAAGUUAUAGUCAGUGUAGUGAUUUUAUCACCAACAUUGACACAAAUAUCAAAGGAUAUUGGUCUAUGAAUUAUGAUUAACCAAACUUGCUGUUGAUUCAAUCAUUUUAAAAAAAUACAACACCCACAGAAGCACGAGAAAUUACAGCUCAAUUCUCUAAGCAUUUCUCUAAGCCAAGGCUGCAGGGACAUGCUUAACAAAUACAAGCCUAUAUCCUUUAGAGAGAGUCCAUUCACAUCUUCAAUGAUUGCAUAGCUUAACCCAACUACUUCCACCAAAAGUUGGCAUAACAUUUACGGAAUUAAGGUAAGUAUGUAAGAAGAAUUUUAUUUUGGCUUAUAUGAAACGUGCUUAUAAGUGUUUAUGAACAUGAUUCCAAACAGGCCAUAAAUAUAAUAAGAGGUUGUCUUGUUAAUCCAUAAGAAAGUUAAAAAUAAAAAACCCAAGUGACACGCAAAUCAAAUUCCAAUUCCAAUAUCUCUUAACAGAUUUCACAUUGAUUAUGAAAGAAAGCAUAUGCAUCUACAUACUACCUCCGGUCCUAAUUAUAAGACCCAAUUGAUUAAUU
Molecule: messenger RNA, 2666 nt
Organism: Neltuma alba
Lineage: Eukaryota; Viridiplantae; Streptophyta; Magnoliopsida; Fabales; Fabaceae
Product: probable 1-deoxy-D-xylulose-5-phosphate synthase 2, chloroplastic
Exons: 7
Coding region: 40-1719 (559 amino acids)
Biological process (GO): terpenoid biosynthetic process
Molecular function (GO): 1-deoxy-D-xylulose-5-phosphate synthase activity
Source: RefSeq, a predicted model, not a curated record